GUCACAAUAGUUCAAUCAUUGCGUUCCUUGAUUUAAGUAAUUCAACAAUAGCAAAAUUAUUAUUUUAUAAGUUAUGUCCUUAGUGUACAAUAGUAAAAGCUUUGCAACCAGUUCCUUCACAGUGGGUAAUUGAUAUGAAUUCAAAAUAAAUGAUAAAAAUCUGUGUAGCAGUACCUACAUCAUAAGAACUAAAGUGUGACACUUGUAAUAUUAUCGAACAUCUUUCGUCAUCUUUAUCAUUAUCCAUUUGUUUGUUUACAAUAGUCACCAAGUUUUCACGAUAACAGAAUCCGCUAAUAGCGCGUUGUCAUGUGAUCAAUAGUUAGUUGUAAAUUAUACACUGGUGGUGUAGGACGCUAGCGUGGUUCGCUUAACAUAGUUGCUGUGCGACGGUGUAUUCGGUGUUGCGAUGGCGUUGUCUGAACGUCACUUGUUUUUAAGCAAACGUCUCGUCACUGAGAGCGGAGUGGCUGAUGGCGGUGUGCUCGUUGAUGUAAACGGAACCAUUGAACAAAUUGUUACUAGAGAAGAGGCAGACAAAAUUAUAGCAGAAAACGAUGGAAAGAUCAAGGUGGUCGAUGGCGGGAACUUGGCGCUGCUGGCCGGUGUGGUAGAUUCUCAUGUACAUGUCAAUGAACCAGGUCGCACAGCAUGGGAGGGAUUCCGUACAGCCACCAGUGCCGCCGCCGUAGGAGGCAUCACCACCAUUGUCGACAUGCCCCUGAACUCCAUUCCUCCAACUACGACGGUAGAAAAUCUGAAGAUUAAAGCUUCUUCUGCCGAUGGAAAUGUCUUUGUGGACGUUGGCUUUUGGGGCGGAGUUAUUGUUGGAAACGAUGAUUCUCUUCGAGAUCUAGUAAAAGCAGGAGUUGUUGGUUUUAAAUGCUUUCUGUGUCCGAGCGGUGUCGAUGAGUUCCCGAAUGUUGGACCUGAAGAUUUGGAAAAGGCUUUUGAAGCUUUGGAGGGAACUGGAUCAGUACUUGCAUUUCACGCGGAGCUUGAAGACGACAACCCACCCAGCAGGAAGAAAAUUAAAAAGAAAGACCCAGAAGAAUAUCAGACAUAUCUUGAAUCCAGACCACCUAAUAUGGAACUAAAUGCGGUCGCGCUCAUCAAAGACUUUGUUAGUAAGACUGACGUCAGAGUCCACGUAGUCCAUGUGUCUUCGUCCGAAGUGGUACCUCUACUCACGGAGGCGCGAAAAGUUCGUGUAGCAAGGGGAAACGAGGCCUGGCGCGCCGGAGUCACUGCUGAGACCUGCCAUCAUUACCUCACCUUCAGCGCUGAUCAGAUCCCCAAGGGACGAAGCGAAUACAAAUGCGCUCCACCUAUUAGAGACAAGAACAAUAAGGAAAAACUGUGGGAGUAUUUACUGGAAGAUAAGUUGGAUUUGGUGGUGUCAGAUCAUUCGCCGUGCACUCCAGACCUGAAAUGUUCAAACAAUUUGGAGGCAUGGGGUGGGAUUUCGUCUGUUCAAUUCGGUUUGUCUUUAUUCUGGACGUCGGCAAGUACUCGAGGACUGGACCUGACUGCCAUUAGUAAAUACAUGAGUUCAGCACCGGCCCAACUAUGUGGCCUUCAGAAUCGCAAAGGAUCCUUGAAGGCAGGUCUUGAUGCUGACCUCAUAUUCUUCGACCCCGAUGCGUCCUUCACCGUCACUAAAGAUAUUAUACGACACAAGAAUAAGGUAAAAUUAAUAAUGAACUUGUCUUAACAGCCCACCUACUACUAAGGUCUUU
This is a messenger RNA of Spodoptera litura, 1739 nucleotides long. RefSeq lists its product as uncharacterized. Gene Ontology annotation, biological process: purine nucleobase catabolic process; allantoin catabolic process. Lineage: Eukaryota; Metazoa; Arthropoda; Insecta; Lepidoptera; Noctuidae. Gene Ontology annotation, molecular function: allantoinase activity; zinc ion binding; cobalt ion binding. The record is from RefSeq and is a predicted model, not a curated record. Gene Ontology annotation, cellular component: cytoplasm.